Messenger RNA from Klebsormidium nitens, 1719 nucleotides. The record is from the annotation of a GenBank genome assembly. NCBI's taxonomy places the organism in Eukaryota, Viridiplantae, Streptophyta, Klebsormidiophyceae, Klebsormidiales, Klebsormidiaceae.
GCCAUGGCUUUUCACAAGCUGAACUCCAUUGCAGCCCAAUUGGCAAUCAUGGGUGCAUUUGGCUCGCAGCCAUUGACAUAAGAGCUCUGAUCAGCUGGACUUCGUUCUUCUCUAGAGCAAUCAAACAGGUUUGCACUUUGCAACGGACUUCCACGGUGACGCCAUGGAGGGCGCAGCCCAGAAGAGUGGGGCCUUCUCAGCUCUGGAUGAAACGCAAUUCUAUGAGUCGAACGAUCGGAACAGCGAAUCAACGAUGACAUCAUACGGGGGCCCCCUUGGCGCCAGCGAAGCCAGCGUCACACCACGAGCAGCACCAGCAUCUGAUUUGACCACCAGCACAUCGGGGCGAGUGGAAGGCACCAAGCCCUCUGGUGGCAGCAGCCAGAGCGCCGCACUCCUGGAGAUCACUGUGUCGGACCCAGUCAAGCAGGGAGAUGGAGUGCAAGCAUACGUCUCCUACCGUGUCAGCACAAAGACCAGCCUCCCUCAGUACCGCUUUCCCCAAUUCUCGGUCAUUCGCCGCUUCAGUGACUUCAUCUGGCUGCACGACCGCUUGGCCGAGAAGAACUAUGGCACCAUCAUUCCCCCACUCCCAGAGAAGAACGCCAUGGAAAAGUUCCGGUUCAGCGCUGACUUCAUCGAGCAGCGGCGGCGCGCUUUGGACGUGUUCAUCAACCGGGUGGCAGCCCAUCAGAUGUUGCGCCACAGCAGCGACCUGCAACUCUUCCUGGAAGCGAAUGAAGACGUCUGGGCUGUGGAGACCUCGCGAACUGCCACAGAAACGACGAGCAUGCUCAAGAAGAAGCCGCGGGACUUUCUGAACAUGUUCAAGAGCGUGCAGAGCAGCGUGACGAACGUGGUGCUCGGAAAGGAGGCCCCCGAGGUGGUGAAGGACGAGGAGUACGAGAGCCUCAAGCAGUACGUGCUCGCGCUGGAGGGACACCUGGCAGAGGCGCGCAAGCAGAGCGAACGGCUGGUGCGCAGGCACAAAGAGCUGGCUACGGCAUUGGGCGACUUUGGCGAGGCGGUGAUCCACUUGGGCAGCUGCGAGGGGGGCCGGCUGGGGGCGGCAUUUACGGAACUUGGGAACCGGUCGGACGUGCUGUCGACAAAGUCAGAAAAGCAGGCAGCCGAUCUGACGUUGAGUUUCGAACAACCACUGCGGGAAUACGUUCGGAUGGUGCACUCGAUCAAGCACGUGAUGGCGGAUCGAGCGCAGGCCCUCCAGUCGCACCAAAGCUUGCUGGCGGAGCUAGAGGCCAAGAAGCAAAAGCUCGCUCGCGUUCGGUCUGCGCAGCCGGCCGCGCCUGCGACCAAGCUUGCGGAAGUUGAGCGGGAGAUCCAAGAGGGGGAGCGGAAAGCGGAUGUUGCGAAGGAGAAGUACAACCUGAUUGUCGAGCGGAUGCGAGGGGAGAUGGCGCGGUUCCAAGAGGAGAAGACGCGAGAUCUGGGCCAAGUCAUGCGAGACUUUGCGGCCAGCCAGGCGCGUCUUGCAAACGACACGGCGGACGUAUGGCGAACGUUACUUCCAGUCAUCGACGCCGCAAAGCCUGCUGUUGCUACCAACGCGGGGGCAGCAGCCAGCUAGCAGGAUCGACUCCUGUUGGCUCGCAUCGACUCUGGCAACGUGCGGAAUACCCUCAUUCAGCGCAGGCCCGAUUCUGGAACAUUCAACAAAUAUGUAACAUUGAAGCAAUUGCUAUGGCUUUGCUGGCCCAC